AUGUCAUUGGAAGCACUUUCUUCUUGUUUGGAGCUUUCCCUUCAACCACAGCAUGCCAAGCAGGCAGAAUCACAAUUGAAGUCUCAAGAAUCUAGUCCUGGGUUCCCGAUUACUCUUCUCCAAGUAAUCUCAUCGAAAAAUCUUCAGCUUCCAAUUCGUCAAGCCGGAGCGGUAUUCUUCAAGAACUUGAUUCGUAGGAAAUGGAGUAACGAAGACGGACAGCAUUUAUUCACACCCGCAGAUGUAGCGUACGUUAAGACUGAAAUUGUAAAUAUCAUGAUUCAAUUGCCUAAUAACUUGCAAAUCCAAUUGGGGGAGUCCAUUUCAAUCAUUGCAGAGUCAGACUUCCCUCAUCAAUGGGAAGGUUUAAUCGAUGAAUUGGUAGGCAAAUUGUCACCCACUGACUUUUUAGCAAACAAGGCCAUUUUGAUUGUAGCUCAUCUGAUCUUCAAGAAAUGGAGACCGCUCUUCAGAUCUGACGAAUUGUUCUUAGAGAUUAAGCAUGUUUUGGAUAAGUUUGCAGAACCAUUCUUGCAAUUGUUGACCAAAGUUGAUCAUAAUAUUGAUGAGGCACUUGCAAAGGGAGACAAGGCUUCUUUGAUUAUUUACUUGGACAAUUUACUAUUACUCAUUCAGAUCUACUAUGACUUGAAUUGUCAAGACAUUCCCGAAUUCUUUGAAGAUAACAUGAACAGAGGGAUGGCUAUUAUGCACAAGUACUUGACUUUACAAACCAAGUUGGUGACGGACCCUAACGAUGACGAUGAGGUUGACGUGUUGAUCAAGAUCAAGACUUCAAUCGUUGAGUUGAUUUCAUUGUACAUAAGUAGGUACGCAGAUAUAUUCGAGCCAUUAAUUGAGAGUUUCAUCACUACGGUCUGGAAUAUGUUGAUUGGGCAGGGGGAUGAUGUUUACGUGACAAAGCAGCCUAAGUUUGAUUUAUGCGUGGUAAAGUCUUUGCUGUUUUUGACAUCGGUAACCAAAAUGGCCACCUACUCUGGUUUAUUUAACAAUGAAUCUUCCAUCAAAGAGAUCAUCGAGAAGAUUAUCUUACCUAAUAUUUAUUUUAGAGAAGUUGAUGAGGAAUUGUUUGAAGAUGAACCAAUCCAGUAUGUGAGAAGCGAUUUAGAGGGUUCCGAUUUUGAUACUAGAAGAAAAUCUGCAACUGAUUUCCUCAGAGAGUUGAAGGAUGUCAAUUCCGAAUUGGUUACAAAUACUGUAAUGACUUACGUAAAUCAAUUCUUACAAGCCAAUGAAGCUGAUUGGAAGAACAAGGAUAUCGCUAUAUACCUUUUCUCAUCUCUUGCUGCAAAGGGUUCAGUUACCAAUGUUGGAGUCACAUCGACGAACGUGUUGGUUGACGUGGUUAAGUUCUUUAGUGAGAACAUCGCCAAGUAUUUGAUUAACUCUACAAAUGAUACACAUCCGAUUUUAAAAUCUGAUGCAAUCAAAUACAUUUUCACAUUCAGAAACCAAUUGACAAAGGAGCAACUUGUUCAAAUCUUCCCGAUGUUAUUCUCUCACUUACAAGAGACCAACACUGUGGUGUAUACUUUCACAGCGAUUACCAUAGAAAAAUUGUUAUCAAUGACUAGCUUUACAGAUAUAAACCACUCACCUGUUUUCACCAGUUCCGAUAUUCAACCAUUUGCACAAGACUUACUUACUCAUCUUUUUCAAUUGAUAUUACAAAACUCUUCAGCACCAGAGAAAUUAUCUGAAAAUGAGUUUCUAAUUAAGUGUAUCAUGAGAGUUUUAAUAACUGCUGAGAGCGAGGCCAUUACUGCGGAAUUCAGAUUGAGCCUUAUUGAACAACUUCUAAAGAUGAUAUCAAUUAUUUCAACAAAUCCAUCUAACCCGAAGUUUUCUCACUAUGUUUUUGAAAGUUUGGGUCUUUUAAUAAAAUACAGCAAUAAAUCUAACAUUUCAAAUCUUAUUCAAGUCAUCUUACCUUCCUUGUUAACUAUCUUGGGUAAUGACGUGCAAGAGUUUGUUCCUUAUACAUUCCAAAUAUUGGCGUUUAUGCUUGAAGAACUUCCAAGUUCGGAGCCAUUACCAGAAUCGUACACCCAGCUCAUAAAACCAUUGUUAUCCCCUAGUGUCUGGGAAUUCAGAGGAAAUAUCCCCGGAAUUACCAGAUUACUCAUUGCUAUAUUGAAGCAAGAUCCUCAAGUCUUUGUUGAAACUGAGCAGAGUUUAACGCCGUUAUUGGGUGUUUUCCAAAAGCUUAUUGCAUCCAAAGUAAAUGACGUGUAUGGAUUUGAACUUUUGGAGGCCAUUUUCUUAUACAUACCAUUGAACUUUUUGAAUACCUACGUAAAGCAAAUUGCAGUUGUUCUUCUUACCAGACUAAAGGCUUCGAGAACUGAAAAAUAUGUGAAGAGGUUUGUUGUAUUUAUCUUCAGCUUGACCUGUAUCCCACUUAACCCUGAAUUGAAUCAAAGAACACAUGGUUUAGUAAAUAGUGACUUCGUCAUAAACUUCAUUGACUCGGUUCAGGAUGGUGGGUUAUUUGCGCAAAUAUUCAACUCGUUCAUCCUUCCAACCACGGCAUCAUUUGCCAAUUUGCAAGAUAGAAAGAUUGCAACUUUGGGAUUACUGGAAAUUAUUCAUAGUAGCCACUUCACAUCUACAUAUGGCCAACUUUUGGUACCUACUGUUGAGCAAUUAUUGACUAAUGUCAAGGCAUUGGGAGGUAUUCAAAGAGAAGUGUCCUUGGCAGCAAACGGCGCAACGGUAAUGGGCGGUGCAGCCUCUGUUUCGACGUUCAACGAAUUGGACUUAGAAAGUUCUGCAUUUGGUUCGACGUUCUCUAAGAUCAUCUCCAUCCUGCCUAAGCCUUUCGACCCUUUGCCAGAAAUUAAGGGCAACGACCAAGCUACCAUAAAACAAGCCGUCUUAACCAACUUAAAGAGAUUGGGUCAAGACGGAAUAUUUUCUCAACUUUCGGUUGAGAAUCAACAAGUGUUGAAGGAACUCGGUCUCUAG
Molecule: messenger RNA, 2988 nt
Organism: Dujonia railenensis
Lineage: Eukaryota; Fungi; Ascomycota; Pichiomycetes; Serinales; Debaryomycetaceae
Source: the annotation of a GenBank genome assembly